Oncorhynchus masou masou (cherry salmon) is the source of this 5992-nucleotide messenger RNA. It is a transcript of the gene rtn3, whose product is annotated as reticulon 3. The record is from RefSeq and is a predicted model, not a curated record. Gene Ontology annotation, cellular component: endoplasmic reticulum membrane. The transcript is spliced from 7 exons. Bases 317 to 3418 code for a protein of 1033 amino acids. NCBI's taxonomy places the organism in Eukaryota, Metazoa, Chordata, Actinopteri, Salmoniformes, Salmonidae.
GAUUGUGAUGUAGACGACAAUGCAUAUGCUGCCACAGGUCACAUAGUAUAACAGUUUAGUUUAUAGAUACAAUUUUCUUAUUUCGUUUGGAGCUGCUUCAUUUCGACCAUACAAGUCAUUUCCAAUGUUGUCUGAUUGAAAAUGCUCUUCAAUGGCAACAACUUGAGAGGUUAAGUCGGCAAUGCAUGCUGACUGACGCCCUCAUCCAUUACUGACUUAACCGUCCCAUGCUAUGCAUGACUGCUUGGGCUGCAACAAAAUGGCUUCCACCGACUAUAACUGGACGUGCAUGGGAGUUUGAGUGUGUGUGAUUUUUAUGCCCUCCUUCUUCCCUUCCCUGCCUCCGUGCAUGGCCGACACAGACAAAGGGGUGGUGCUGGGCUCUGACACACCCUCCUCAGAAGGGGUGGCCACCUCCCUUCGCUUCACCAGGCUUUCUCAACCCGGUUCAUCUUCUUCCGCAAACUACGGGAGCGACCCACCUGACGGAAAGCAAGAUGAUUCACCGACUGUGACGUCCCCCGUGUCUGAGAGGAUUAAGGCACUGGAGGCCCUGGCAGCAAAGAAGGAGCCCAAGAACGACGGCGGCUUCCCUCACUUCAAAGAGCGUCACUAUGAGACGUCUCCUACUGAGGUGCCAACAGAGAGCACCUCACCCUUCCAGAAAAAAGGAGCCUCCAUUGAUCAGGAAUCGCCAGAAUCCCCCUUUGAGGUCAUGGGAGAAGCACGACAAGGGAGUGAGUUUGAAGAUACUGCAGACUGGAUGAGAGCUCACUUACCCCCUGUGCCCGACUUUGAAGAUGCUCUUGUAUCAGAGGAGGAUGGCAAAUCCCAAGAGAUAAAAGUGGCAGAUAAAGUGGUGCCUCAUGACCCAGAGGCGUUAGCCUGUGUCCCUGACGCUUUCAUGGACUCUCCCAUUGAAAGGCCUGAGCUGAAAAAUGUCUUCAAAGCCCCAGCGCAGCAGCCUGGCGUCGAGGACGAAUUUGAUCUGAGCUUCCUACCUAAAGCUUACAUAACAGACAAACAAGGCCCUCCUGACCUUCAAUCCGAGCUCACUGCUUCGCCUGCCCCUCCUGCUGGUUUUGACACUCCCUCCUCUGACUCGAAAGAGAAGGAUUUGAAGACCAAGCAGGCCCCAUGGGGUGGUGACCUGGCGCUCCAAGGGGUAGUCGACAGCUCAGGAGACUCUGAGGACACCGUCAUCGAGGACACCGCCUCCAUUCCUGGCCUCUCUUUGUCAAGUGAUGGUACACCUGCCCAUAACCCCUCUGUUCCAUCUCUCCCUACUGAAGAACAGGAAACCCCGCCAGCAAAGCAGCCAAUGCGGGUCCCUACCAUCAAUGUUAUUGAGACGGACGAGCCGAAUUACAGCGAUGAGGAGAUGGAGAUUGAAAUGGAGGACGAAAAUUAUGAAGUUGUAGAAGACCCUGUGAAAGAGGCACCAAAAAUACCUGAGCCACAACCAGAUGUGUCUAAAAAGGAAUUUUCCCAAAUUCCUCCCUUAGAAUACGAGGGUUAUUCUCCUCCCUCCUCUCCUGUCGACUCUGAUGAAUACUCACCUAAACACAAAAUCCUGAAAUCUGAUUUGGAUACAGAAUAUAUGAAGACCACAGUACCUAAUGAUGAGUCAACGGGCUCAAGUGCUGAGGUUUCACAAGCACAGAAAGUGGAGUCUGACCACUCACAGACCCCCAAUGAGUCUAAUGGAAAGUCUUCCCCUUCUACUGCCAAACCUCCUGGGAAAACCGCAGACAACCUUUCAGACUUUCCAGAAUAUGACGAUGAUGAUGAUGACUGGUCAACUGGCGCGCAAGAUAUCUUAAUUAAAUUGAGCUCUGCUAAUGUUGCAGCUCAGGAUCUUCCACUUCGCCCCUCAUCCAAGUUUGAAGAGAAGCCAGAGUCUGAUAUUAAAGAGGAUUAUAUGCAGACAGUUGAGCUUUCAAAAUCCAACUGCAUGGAGGAUGACGCAAUCCGUAAAUACGACAGACAGUCUUUUGAAGAUGAAGACUCACUUCCAUCCAUGAAGGACACCAUUGAUGAUCAAGAGCUGAACUUUAACACUGUACCUGAGCCUUCUCCUUCCAAUCCAACCUCACAGAUCCAUAUUGGAACACUACUCCGUCAAAACAAUGCAACCACUGUGGAGCAGGAUAUCCCCUCGAUGGCUGACGUGGAUUCCUUCCCCAAGCCAGUUGGAGGCCAGCCAUCUCCCAGGGAGUUUCCCAAAGAUCCAUUCGCCUCUUUCCAGCGCGAACUGCCUGGCAGCACCCUGGAGCUCAAGACUGAGAAGAAAUUGAAUGAUGAAAUCCUCAUUACAGAUAGUGUUGUCAACAGCAAGACACUUCCGCCUCAGGAAGCUGAAGCAGGACACCAGUCACCAGACAAUACCAGUGACCCAGAAAGCAUUGAGCCGGACUGCUCAGUCUCUGGUGCUACGGACAGCUUCGUCGAGUUCAUGAGGGAGUGCCUGAAGUCACGACAGGACGAAGAUCCAGAAGACCUCUGUCAAGAUCUCACAGCCAAGGAUGAGUGUCCUAAAACAGGCGCCCCUCCCUCCCAGCCCACACCAACCAUGGUCAUGGAUCUGGAGCAGGAACGCCUCACUAUCAAUGCCCUCAAAGAGUUGGGCAGCAGCCAAGAGGAGGAGGCUGACCUCCAGUCUAGUAUCAAGGCUUCUGAGAAAUCCCAGUCUUCCUUUAUAUCAACAACCUCCGACCCUCCUUCUCCCCAAAACAAACCUGCUUCCGACGGUGUUUAUUCCAAAGAGGGAGAGGUCGACGUGUGGGUGGCUGAGGCCUACCACCUUGCAGAGCAUGUCUUGGCAGCAAUACUAACGCACUUGUCAGUCAAGGACUUGGUGCACUGGCGAGACCCCAAGAAGUCUGGCGUGGUGUUCGGCCUGUCCCUGCUGACGCUCCUGUCCCUGGCGGCGUUCAGCGUCAUCAGCGUUGUCUCCUACCUGCUCCUCGCCCUGCUCUGUGUCACCAUCUCCUUCCGCAUCUACAAGGCUGUCGUCCAGGCCGUGCAGAAGUCCGACGACGGACACCCCUUCAAAGCUCUGAUGGAGAAGGAUGUCAGCGUUCCCCCUGAGACCUUCCGGAAGCACGUGGACGCCAGUCUGACCCACAUCAACCGACUCUUAAAACAGCUGCGCAAACUCUUCCUAGUCGAGGACCUCAUCGACUCCCUGAAGCUGGCUGUUGUGAUGUGGCUGCUGACCUACGUAGGAGCCGUUUUCAACGGCAUCACCAUCCUCAUCCUGGCUGACAUCCUCCUCUUUGCUGUACCCCCCUUCUAUGAGAAGAACAAGACCCAGAUUGAUCACUACAUGGAAAUCGCACGUACUCAAGUCAACACCACAAUGGCCAAGCUGCAAGAGAAACUCCCUGGAGCCAUCAAGCGUACGAAAGCUGAAUAAUUGACCCUCAUACAUCUUAAUCACCAUCCUCAUCACAUUUAUCCCAUCUUAAACCCCUUUCCCUCCCCCUCACCCUUCUCUUUCCCUACUGUCUCCCUCCCACCUACCAUCUGCACUGAACCAGCUAGGUAGAAAAAACAUCUAAAAUGCUACUCAAUAUUCAAUGUAAACCGCUCAGCUUAACUACAAGAAUUUAGAAAAAGAAUGGUGCCUACUGCGCCGGCAGGAAACGCGUCUCUAACGGGAGGAAGUGAUGUAACGCUUCGGCAUAACACCUGUCUUUGAUGCAGGGGUCAAGUGAACUAGACUGAAUCAAUGAGCUGGUAUUGUAGUGUAAAGUUGGGAGGGUGUAGGGAGUGUCAUUGACAAGUUAGGACCAGUGUUUGUUUUGCAAAAAAGCAGAUGUCUGUACUUUUUAACUGCCUUUCACUGAACAUAAGUUAAAAAAAUUAAAUAAAGUUUUAAAAAGAGCUAACUGAUAAAUAAACUUUUGGGUGUAAUUUGUGGCUAGUCUUUUUCCUUCUCUCUGUGUGGCAGUUUGUAUGGAUAAACAAAAAAAAAAAAAGUUGUUUUGAACCUGGUACUGGGAUUUCACUGUUACUGAUUGGCCUGUUAUGGAGUUGUUUUCUUCACCUUAAAGGCUUGUAUAUAUAACGUUUCUGCAAUGCACUGAACUUCAGAUCCCAUGAGCAGGUUGAAAUAAAAGGAUUGGAACACUGAACCAGCUGUGAUACUUUUGGUGUAGUUCGCGCCAUUUUGAUUUGUAGUCACAUUUUACCAAAUGCAUUCAACAGGCUCUGUCUUUCUCUGCUGUGUGAAACAGUUUGCCGCUGCUUUUUAGAAAAGGGGAACUCCCUCUUACAGUAGUCAUAACUCGUUUUUUUUUUAAAGCUACUGUUCAAGUCAUCAAUGUCAAAGUCUCACGUUCACCGGUUUUAUUAUAAUUGUUAGUGAUAUGAUUAUUACUUAGGAUUGCUGCUGUAGACUCUCUUUUCUAGCUCUGUAAAAUGCUCCAUAGUAUCUUCAUGGAGCUUCAUAACAGCUUGACUUCUCCAGUGAGACCUCUUGGGAAAACGGUUGGAUAUGGGUUCAAAGACUUAGCUUUUUGGAAGGUAGUUAGCAGUAUAACUGAAACGAUGGGUUCAGGAAGAGGUCUGGUGGGUGUUGUAGUCACAGGAGGUUGGUGACAUCUUAAUUGGGAGGACGGGCUUGUGGUAAUGACUGGAGCGGAGUCAGUGGAAUGGAUUCAAAUACAUCAAGCACAUGGUUUUCAGGUGUUUGAGGCCAUUCCAUUUGUGCCGUGCCAUUUUCCUCUCAGCAGCCUCAAAUGCAAUGUAUUUGUUUUUUAUUUGAAUGCCAUGAUGUGAAUGUCAUUGCAUAAGCUGGAAACACAUUUUCACACUUCAUAUAUAGGCUGUAUCAUAUAAUUUGUUUUGUUCAGAUAAUUAUUUGUGAUUGCUUAAAUAGUUUUGAUUUCAAUAAAAACUGUGGUCUACUAUUUUAAGGCUACUGCUACGUUUCUGUGAUGGCAAAGUGUCUUCGAAGGGAAUUUUAAAAGCAAUUUGUAGAUGGGGAAAAAUAUAAUGGCCGGUUCUAGCUCCUACUGUGAUUGUUAAUAAUCAUAGACAUUGUGCCCAAACUAAGUUUGCGUGUCAUUUUCAGAGCAAUCCCUCUACAUUUCGCACUAAAGCUAAACGACUACUGUUGUAACAACUUGAGCAUUCUCUCUACAAUGAGCGUUCUCACAUUGCCUCUCAUCACUACUCAAAUGUCUUAACUGCCGAACGUUACCCUGCAACAUUGAUGGAACACAUCUCUUCAUGCAUGCAAACCAGUGUUUCAUAUUGGGCCCCAAUGUUGUCAGUAGUCACACUGCCUCACAUAGUUGGAGCAGCAAAGCUUCUUGGUUUCCUUGUGCAUGUGUGUAUAUCCAACUCCGUGACAGUUAAUCCCAAGUCACUGGACACACUACUUUCUUCAAUAGAGUAAAGUCUUACUCAACCCUCCACUCAUUACCUCACACUAUUGGACUUUUGUUCUAGAUGGGGUUUUUUUUUUCACUCACACAUUCACCCACAGUUGAACGUAUCCAAUGUCUGUAAACCACUGUCCUUGUGAUGCUGGACGAAAGGAACCUUCAGUAGCCCUGAUGAGGACCUCACGAUGAAUAGGUGUUCCAGACAGUCAGGAUUUUCAUGGGGCGCUUUGUCAUGGAAGGAAGGCAAUGCUCCCUAUGUUUUCAAUAGAUUAUAAUGCAGACCUCCUUUUAGUCUUGAUUGAUUUAGUGCAAAAUAUGAUAAAUCUACAUGAACAUUUGAAAAAGUUUCCUUGACACAUUGCCUUUCUAUCUUAUAAAAAAAUCUAAUUCUUGCAGGAGUGGGUUUUUUCAGGGGCGAUUUUGAAGGACUUCCUUCUCUUUGGUAGUCUUAGUUUUGCUUUUGACUGUAUUGGUAACCGACAUCUCAGAUCUGAUAGCUGUCAAUGACAAGUUCACAUUCUGGAGCUUGAAAACAUUGUGAUCCCUGUACUGAUGUCAAAGUGAAAAUAAUAAAAAAUGUCAAGGACAAGAUUUGG